Colletotrichum gloeosporioides is the source of this 807-nucleotide messenger RNA. RefSeq lists its product as uncharacterized. The record is from RefSeq and is a predicted model, not a curated record. The transcript has 4 exons. The coding region runs from base 1 to 807 and encodes 268 amino acids. Lineage: Eukaryota; Fungi; Ascomycota; Sordariomycetes; Glomerellales; Glomerellaceae.
AUGACCGUCACAGAGUCCAACGGAGCAGGCGCAAAGUACGCGAACGUCAAUUUGACCCCUGACGCUACGCCUUAUGACUCUGUUCUCUUUCAAGACAUUGUGCGACAGCUCGAAGAAGUCGAGAAUGGCCAGAUUCGCGAAGUUGCGCCCGCAAUAAUUGGCUCUAUGCUUUGCGCUCAGCAUCGAGGGGACUCGCUGCCGAAGCUCUUUCGCGAUGUUACCAAAGACAAGGACGACGAAGAAGUCAAAGCCUUGUUUGCAACCUUCAGAACUGCCCUCACCCUGAUCUGGCCAUUCAUCGGCUUGCCUCAGUGUGUCCCAGCCAGCUUGGGCUUGGUUGGGGAGAUGCGGGAACGUGACAUUUUCAUGACCGACCAGAUGGACAGACCUUUUCUUUCCGAGGCCAACUGGCAUCAAAAGGGGCUGGAGACUAGGAAGACCAUAUAUCGCACCGCGGCGAAUUCAGAAGUCAUGAACAUGAUGGGUGGUUUCUUCCCCGAACUGACAUACAUGACCCACGCGGUCGUCUUUGGGUUCGUGAUCGGGGGUUCUGAGAAGACACAAGGCCUCCCGCUCUGUGAGACCAUCAUUGCCGGUGCAGUGGCCGCGCUGGGGGCUACGAGGCAGACAAAGACUCACUUCAAAGGUGCCAUGGGCUUGGGCAUCUCCGCGGCGGCGAUUCAGGCCGUCUGGCAGGCCGCAGAACAGGUGGCAGAAUGGAACGGCGGCAGACUUCCCGCGCAGAUUGACGUUGCGGUGUUGGCGGAUGAGGUUGGGAUGAGGCUCGAGAGCCGAGGCAGAAUGUAG